UUUUAGUAGCGCCCUUGAAACGCAUGGUUCUCGAUUUUAUCAGGGAUUAGUGGAGACAAAACGAGGUAACCCAAUGUUCAUCGUGAUGACGGUCCGGGGCGGAGUUACAUAUGGCUAAUGUCAGCCUUCCACGUCCAUUCGUGUACGCAAAUGGUGCAAUCGGAGUCAUAUUUGUUGCAACAAAGUAUAUAUAAUCAUAAGUAUUAUGAUUAGGGGAAGUUGAUGAGCAUCUUUUCUUAUUGCUCCGUUUAUUUGUUUUUGGUUUCUCCAUUUGUUAGGACAGGUGAGGGGACAUAGAAUAGGCUACGUUUAGCUAGCAAACUGAACAGCAGUAUCGUCAAGUCGGGAGUUUUUAAAUUGAAAGGGGUUUACGGUACAGUAGAUAAGUUUUUUUGGGGGGGAGCCGUCAAAAUGUUUGGUCACCCCAAAGCAGGCCGUAGUAGCCACCUGAAGAAUUUUGUCAUUCUCGUUGUGUUCAGCCUUCAUUUCGUUGAUAUCCUGACCGAUAAAUCUCCAUCUGCCCUGACCGUGGUGGACAACCCUGAAAGCACCGUGGAGGAUGAGGAGGUUCGCCUUGAUGGGGAAGAAGAUACGGAGGACCUUGAGGUGGUCCAGCCGACACACUUGUGGCAGACUCUAAAACCAGGCCAGGCGGUACCGAUAGGUUCUCACGUGAGGUUGAAUCUGCAGACUGGGCAGAGAGAGGUUCGGCUGGGGGAAGAACAGCUGAAGUACCUUGGAGAUAAACACAGGGAGGAGGAGGACAAUGGCAAGGCUCCAUUCUUUUCCACUCAGGAACUGAAGAACGCACUCAAAAUGUUAAAAGAAGGGGUGGAGCCAGAGACCACAGAGCAGGAAGAAAUGGCCAAGGAGUCGGUGCGGUCCCAGUUCCGUCCUAUCGAGGAGCUGAAGAAAGACAUGGCCCAGUUAGACAUCCAGGUGGAAACGGACUCCCAGAUCAUGGCCCGUCUGGUGGCCCAGUUCAACGGCUCCUCAGCCAGCUUGGAGGAGCGUCUCAAGGUCCUGCUUGACCUGGAAUACCUGGUGCAUCAGGUGGACAAUGCCCAGAACCUGGCCUCUAUGGGUGGUCUGAAGCUGGUGAUAGAGAGUUUAAACAGCACUGACCAUCGUAUGCAGGAGAACGCAGCCUUCGUACUGGGGUCUGCCCUAUCCAGUAACCCAGUUGUUCAGGUGGAGGCAGUAGACUCUGGAGCGUUACAGAAGCUGCUGACAAUGCUGGCCACUCCUCAUCCCAUGGCCGUGAAGAAGAAGGUACUGUUUGCCUUAGCUGCUCUGCUCCGUCACUUCCCCUUUGCCCAGAACCACUUCUUGAAGCUGGGGGGUCUGCAUGUGUUGGGAGAGCUGUUCCGUGGCACGGGGGGCGAAGUUCUGAGAGUCAGGGUGGUCACUAUGGUCUACGACAUGAUCAUGGAGAAGGAGCUGAACUCCCAGACAGGACUGGACAUCAUCCCUGACACUGCCCACCAGGAGCGCUUGCAUCAGUACUCCCAGAUCUCCCUCCUACCCUUGUUGGCGGAGCAGGGCUGGUGCGGCCUAAUGCCCGAGCUGCUGGAGUCUCCAGAGCACGACUGGAGGGAGAAGGCCCUGCGAGCCCUGCUGGCCAUGCUGCGUUCCUGCCGGAGCCACUUCCGACAGGACCGGGGACUGACGGAUGUGCUGGGGGCCCUGAGGGGCCAGUACCAAGAGCUGGUAGUGAUAGAGACCAGUUUGGGAGAGGAUGGAGGGUACUUUGGGGAGAUUCUGGACCUGCUGGAUACCCUGGUACUCAGGCUAAAGUGACCCUGAGGCUUGGAGAGAGAGUAUGGAGAGGGGGUGAGGAGGCAGCAACCUGGGACCUCCAGUAGCAGGGUUACCAAAACCUCCCUAGGUGUGGGAAAGACUCUCAAGAUACGACUGGCUUAAUGCCUUCAUUUGUUCUGAAUGAAAGGGUACCAUGUUGCAGACACUGAACCUAUUUUCAGACAGUGCAAGAUACAUUACCUCUGACAAACACACAGUACCACAACCCUGAAAGCAACAGCCUAGCCCAGGAUCGUCUAAGCUUGCCCUGUUCAUAUUGAGGCCAAAAGAUGGACAGGUAUUGCAAGGUAAUACAUGUAUUUAUACAAUGGGUUGUGCUUUGAUUGUCGAUAGGAAUUUGGCAAAGCAAAGGCUUUGUCUUUUAUUGAGGGAAUGUGAAUUAACUGGUUUUUGAUUUAAUGUCAGGAAGCGUUGACAAUAACAGAUUAUCUUCUUCCUUCCAGUCCAAGAUUUGGUUCAAAGGUGUGUUUGGUAUCCCUCGUGGAGAGACUCAAAGAAAGAUAUAGCAGCCUAGUGACCCUGAAAGCCAGGUUCUAGCAAUCAGGAGGACUGACAUAAUCUGAGCUAUCCCACCAUGCCUUGCUGAUAGUGAGACUAUAAGAUAUUGGACAGGUAAAUGUACUGUAGCUUUAGCAAGAAGAAGAAGGUCAAACAGUGGGGUAUGGAUGAUGUAAAACUUUAUUACAGUUAAGUGCUACAUGUAUAAUAGCCAACCAUGGCUGUGAUUGGGUGGUCAGUUUGGAGACCAUAAAUUUCCUGUCAGGCAGACUGGCUGGAUGACUAGACCUUGCACAUCCCAC
Molecule: messenger RNA, 2621 nt
Organism: Hypomesus transpacificus
Lineage: Eukaryota; Metazoa; Chordata; Actinopteri; Osmeriformes; Osmeridae
Gene: sil1
Product: SIL1 nucleotide exchange factor
Exons: 9
Coding region: 412-1800 (462 amino acids)
Source: RefSeq, a predicted model, not a curated record